Molecule: messenger RNA, 1014 nt
Organism: Desarmillaria tabescens
Lineage: Eukaryota; Fungi; Basidiomycota; Agaricomycetes; Agaricales; Physalacriaceae
Exons: 10
Coding region: 1-804 (267 amino acids)
Source: RefSeq, a predicted model, not a curated record
AUGUCUACCUCCUCUGUUGGCCAAUUAUUAUUCACAAAAUAUGUGCCGCCUGCGGCAACUGUUCUUGUCUUAUGGGACCAUUGCCUGACGCUCGAUGAAGAGCUAGCAAUAAUGUGGAAGUUUCCCAAUGGACAGAUCCUUACAAGGGCGGUCUAUAUCAUGAACCGUUACUUCACGGAAAUGGUAAUGCUAUAUACGGCGUAUGUCUUCGCUGGAUUGAAAGGACCCAUAGCUAAUAAGGUCGGUGUCUGGCGCUUCCGUGAUGAACUGAAGCUAAUUAUAGGAUUAGGACGCGCCUAUCAACUGUUGGACCACAAGCCGACUGUUCGCAAGUUUUUUCUUGCCAUAUUCGUUGCCUGCAUUGCAGGCACAUUCAUUUUAUCCGUCGAAACAGCUUUGACCCUUGUGAAGACACAAAUCGUUCUGCCCCCCAAGGAAGCAGUUUGCACAGUUUACGGAGUACCGAAGACAACACCCUCCCUGAUGGGUACAUUGCUACUAUUUAACCUCUUUGUAACAUUAGUCUCCUUCUACAAUGCUUUGGAAAGACCACGCCGUUAUGAAAGUGAAGUUUUUGAUUCACUCUGGCGCGAUGGCGCAAAGAUUUACUCGAUUGUCUCCCUUCUAUGGACACUGCUUCUUAUCAGCUCUGUUUUUGCAGAGAUGACGGUGUUCUUCCCUAUUUUGAUCCUCGCAUGGUCUGUGAAGGCUAAUCUUACCUCUCGGAUGCACCUUCGCAUUGAAAGUCUGAGACUCUCCGACAUCGCACAUCCUAUCACGAUGUAUACAGCACAGGAAGGUUAAAAUUUGGCAUAUAUCUGGAACAGUAUUGCUCUUCUUAGUGCACUUAACGAUUAUCAUACGUACAGCAAUAAUAGACGUUAUUCAAUUGUUCCCUGUAGAGGCCCGAACCAGCUGCUCUUCGACGUGUUCGCGCGACAAUCCAUCGUCUGCAUGGUUGUGGAAGCAGGUUGGGCUACAUGCUGUCAUGUUGUCUGAUAGGUACCGUGAGCG